GAGAAACGCUCACACAAAGGAACAGCAGUAAAGGUCGGAGAUUUAUGUCGGCUGUGUCUGAAUCGGCUUUGAUUUUGUCUCUGUUUCGCAUUUCCUCUCCCGCUCGAUCGUCUUCCACCUCGUCUCCUUUGUUCUUUGGUCUGACCUCUGUUCUCACCGCUCUUUGCUUCUGCACCAAGCAGAGGCUUGUUCUGGAGGUUCCAUCCCUUUCCAUGGGCGUUAGACCUAAAAGGACUCACAAGAGGCAAAAAUUACCCUUUUUCAUAGUUCGCUGAAACAAAACCCCUUGUCUGAUUCAGCAGUUUUGGUAAGAGAUUUUGAAGUGUUUGAAUCAGAUAUGAAGAAAACAAUGAGAGGCAGGAAAGUUCGUGUUAUUGUUAGUGACCCUUAUGCUACUGAUGAUUCCUCUAGCGACGAAUGGUUUGAGUGUAAGCCUAAAAAGGUGAAGCGUAUUGUCCAUGAGAUCAACCUCCCUGAUGUUGACAAAAGCUCAAAGCCUAAAGCAGCUUCUAUGCAGCUCAACAAGCCUGUGGGAGUUAGGCUGAGGCAAUCAGGCAAAUGGGCUGCUGAGAUUAGAAACCCAAUCACUAAAACUAAGGUUUGGUUGGGUACUUAUGAGACUCUUGAAGAAGCUGGGAAGGCUUAUGCUGACAAGAAGGUUGAGUUUGAUGCAUUGUCCUCAUCGGGAACUGCUGUUUCCUCAAUGAACAGCCAAUGCUUGCGUUCUGCUGCUUUGAAUGAAAAGGUGUCUCUGAGGAAAGAUGUUACUGCUUCUGGUGAUUUCGACCUUUCCCAACUAGAAAUCCCUGAUCUGAGCUUCUUAGCUGCAGAAGAGAAGCCUGGCGCAAAUGCUGGUGGGAAGAUAGACUUUGAUUGGUUUUUUAAGGAGGAGGACUAUAGUCAUCUGUUUGAUGAUUUCUCUGUGCUUGAUAAUGUCAAUAACAUCAGCAUAGCAAGCGAGCUGCCUGAUUGUGACUUCACAGAUGUGGAACUCGAGCAUGGUGAUAUGAAGUUUGCCUUUGCUGAUCAACUAGCGCCUCCUGCUCUCAACAUCGCUUGCCCCUGAAGCUUUUUCCAGCUUAUCUGAUUUACUGUAUUCCAAUAAUAAGUCGUUUCUAAGACAAACAAAUGUUUAGAUCCUAUUUCACAAGAACAUAGAUAAAAAGAAAGAAAGUGUUGUCUCCUUUGGAUGCUCAUAUUCUUAUAAGAGUCUUCUA
Messenger RNA from Eruca vesicaria subsp. sativa (arugula), 1217 nucleotides. Lineage: Eukaryota; Viridiplantae; Streptophyta; Magnoliopsida; Brassicales; Brassicaceae. The record is from the annotation of a GenBank genome assembly.